GAAACCCAGCGCUUCCCCGCGACAUGGCACGGCACAGCGCAGCGGGGCGGGACAGGAUGGGGCUUUUAAGAGAGGAGCUCCGGGCUCCUCUCUGCAGCGUGCGAGCCGAGCCGAACCGGGUCGAACCGAGCCUGAUCGAGCCGAGCUGAGCCGUGCUGAACCUACCCCAGCCGAGCCGAGCCGAGCCGAGCCGAGCCGAGCCGAGCCGAGCCGAGCCAUGCAUCUGGGCGUGCUGCUCCGCCUACCGCUGGCGCUGUCGCGGGCAGUGCUGGCGGCGCUGCGAGGACGGCUGGGCGCCCUGUGCUGGAGCCUGGCGCCUCUGUCCCUGUCUCUGUCCCUGCCCUUGUCCUUGUCCCUGCCCGGCUGGCGACGGGGACCGGUCCCCAGCCCCGCCGCCCCUCCGCCCCCCCGCCGGCAGCGGGAGCAGCGGGACGAGGCGGCCCCGACGCCCACCAGCGUCAACUACCACUUCACCCGGCAGUGCAACUACAAGUGCGGCUUCUGCUUCCACACCGCCAAGACCUCCUUCGUGCUGCCCCUGGAGGAGGCCAAGCGGGGGCUGGAGAUGCUCAAGGAGGCGGGAAUGGAGAAAAUCAAUUUCUCGGGAGGAGAACCGUUUCUUCAGGACAGAGGCGAAUUUGUAGGCCAGCUUGUCCAGUUCUGCAAAGAGGAGCUGAAGCUGCCAAGUGUCAGCAUCGUUAGCAACGGCAGCCUGAUUAGAGAGCGGUGGUUCAAGAAGUACGGUAAAUAUUUGGACAUUCUGGCAAUUUCAUGUGAUAGUUUUAAUGAGGAGGUCAACGUUUUAAUCGGCCGUGGUCAAGGAAAGAAGAACCAUGUGGAAAAUCUGCAUAAACUGAGACAGUGGUGCCGCGAGUAUGCUGUUGCUUUCAAAAUAAAUUCUGUGAUCAACAGAUUUAAUGUUGAGGAAGAUAUGAAUGAGCAGAUCACGGCACUCAACCCUGUGCGCUGGAAGGUGUUCCAGUGCCUGCUCAUUGAAGGGGAGAACAGUGGUGAUGAUGCCCUGAGAGAAGCAGAGAAAUUUGUUAUCAGUGAUGAAGAGUUUGAGCAAUUCCUGGAUCGCCACAAAGAUAUCUCCUGUUUGGUGCCAGAAUCUAAUCAGAAGAUGAGGGAUUCAUACCUCAUUUUGGACGAAUACAUGCGUUUUUUAAACUGCAGAAAUGGACGGAAAGAGCCUUCCAACUCUAUCCUGGAUGUUGGUGUAGAAGCAGCUAUAAAAUUCAGUGGAUUUGAUGAAAAGAUGUUCCUAAAACGAGGAGGAAAGUAUGUGUGGAGUAAAGCAGACAUGAAAUUGGACUGGUAACUCAAUAUACUGAAUUGUGACAAGUCCAUUCCGUAAUGAAAAUGUGUGUGUACAUGUGUAUAUGUGUAUAUGUAUAUAUGUAUAUAAUGUUAUUAAGUACAAUAUGGUAUACUAUACAGACUGAUGUUCAGUGCAAUCCUAUAUUUGAAAGUGUUAAAUGUUUUUAGGAUGUAGAUUAUGUUCUUAUCUGUUGUUGGGUUGAACAUUAUCAACUACUUACAGUGUUUUCAUAUAAAUAGAUCUCUGAAAUCUACUUACUGUUCCGUUGUAUGAAGGACUUAAGGGCAAACUGUUAAGAUACUGACACACAGGAAACAGUGUUAAGAUAAUAGAUAAGGUGUGCUGGCAGGAAAACAAACCAAAAUUAAAACAUAAAAAAAUAAAAAAUAAAAAUCUGCGAUUCAUUAUAAACAGCUGUAAUGACUGGUAAGUGGAAACCCCUAUCUGGAAAUGUUUUCUGCAUAGGUCGUUAUGGACAGGUUGUUGCAGUUCCUCAGUAGCUCACAAGAGGGCCAACUGGCAGACCGUUGGAAGCAGCCCUCGUCUUUUUCAGAAGCAAUAGAAGGUCAGAAUCUAGUUAUAAUUUUCUAUAAUAAACAAUAUAUUUAAAAGGAAAUCAAGAUUAAAAAAAUGACAGUUUUCAUGCUUAAAGACUGAACUGUAAAAACAUCUGUUGUUUUUCUCCCUCUCCUCCGUAUACACAUAUGUUUUUUGCAAAAAUGUUGGGAGAUGUAAUUUUCUCUGAAAACAUUUUUUUUAGUCACGAGAGAUUAUUACAUUUUUCCUAAAACAUGAAAGUGAAUUUUACUCGAUAAUGAGAAACUUGUUAUUUCACAUUGGCAAUGACCUUACUUCUAACAAAUAUUUACAGGGGAAAGAAUGUUUGCAUUUUAUUCAUAACUUCCUCCAUUUUCCUUUUAUCUGCAAAUAUUGAUUUAUUAUUGUUUAUCAGCCUCAUACAUACAGUUCUGUUGAAGACCUCCUCUGAAAUGAAUGAAUAAUAUGUAACAUACUUCAGAUGUAUCUUCUCUUGAAUACUGGCACUAUUACUCUCAUGCUUUUUAUUUUGCUAAGGCAUGGUGUUGCAAACAACUUAUAUCAUGUACCUUUCUUUUAAAGGUUACUUGCUUUUCACUUUUGGCUUGAUUGCCAACACGCAGAUGUUAAGUGAACCUAAUUGGGCUUUGUGAUAGCUGUCUGUGAUUUGAAGUGAUGGCAGCACCAACAUAAAAUAGAAAAUAGUUUAAAAAACCUACACAGGCAAUAAUUAAAUAUGCUGCCUGAUUUCUUGGUCUUCUGACAAUUUUGUAGCUUUAUAAUUACAGUUUUUCAAAUGUAACUUGUCCCACCCCUCUAGAUCUCUGUAUGAAGGGCACAGGGAUGAACAUUGCACAAAAGAGAAGUGAGCUGGCACUACUCAUUCUUACUGUCUGCUGAACUUGAUACCUAGAUUCAUGUGUUUAAAUAUUUGCAGUUCAGCACGCAUUUAAUGUACAGUGUAGAGAAAAUUACACCUUCUUUCCUUUUCCUGAUUGUAUUGGUAUUUUUAAAGGGUUUUUCAAGAGAAAUGUUUUGCAUUCACCUACUACACCUUCAAAGUUGAAAGGGAAAACACUUAAAAUAAGAGCUGCUACUUCUGAGUAGAAAAUGGUGCAAUCUCUGAAAACACAGUGAAAAUGUUUCAGUUUAUAAUUCCUUCAGUUUCUAUUUUUACUGUCCUGACUGUAAAUAUACUGUCUCAAUGGUGCUCUUUUGUCUUUUUUGCAUUUCACAGAAUAAUCACAACACUUCCAAUACGUUUCAGUAUUUUUUUUCUUGUAUUAAUACUAAGUGACAUUUUAAAUGUGGCCCACACACAUUAACCCCACAGUCUUUUGGCAGCUGUUUCGCUGACCUCAGUUGGAGUUUUGCCUGAGUAGCAACUACAGGCAGCGCAAAUUUGUGUAACUGUGGUGGUUGACUUCGUCUGUGUUCCCAUUGCUCAAACGUUAAGUCUAGCAUCUUCCUCAGCACUGACGCUGCAUGGUAGAAAAGAAGUAUUUUCCUUUGCUGCUGGCUCAGUCCCAGCCUGAGGAAAGAUUUAGUGCAUCAAUGUAGCACUAAAUCUACCAGCUUGCUGCUUCUGCAGAAAAUGCCAGCCGUAUCGCAGCACACAGAUGCGAGGCGCACAAACUCCCAUUCAGAGCCAGAAAUCCUGCCAUUCUUCCCCGUGCAUUUUUCUCUGUAAAUGGCUAUUGUGCUGCAAGAGAUCCUCUGUGCCUGAGGAGGAAGCUGCAAGAUAAACAGAAGGUAGCUGAAAACAUGAAAAUGCCUUAAAUAGUUUAAAUGUUAAGACACUGAAGAUGGCUUUUAUCAUAAGGCUCCCAUUUCUUAUUUCUUAAAAUUUUAAGGAUUUUACAUUGCAUCUUGCUAGCAUAUGUAAUUAAGGAAAUGUUUCUGCUCUGUAUGAUACUCUUUUCCAAAGAAAAUGCCAGUUGUGUACAUUGCAAAUGAAGAAUUCGACUAAAACAAUUUGACAACACGUUGAAGUUAAUAAAUAGCUAUUGGUAUUUUAAUAUGCAAAAUUUGUUUCUGUGUGAAAAUAAUAAUAAAAAAGUUGGCUGCAUCUCGAUUAACCUGUAUAUAUAUACAUAUUUUAAUCUGUAAACAUAGUUCAUUUUGGACUAAAAAAUGGAUUUGAGGCUUUUAUUUUGUACUUGGGCCUAACUUUCAGCAUGGGACUAGAGGAAUAAUACUGAAUUCAGUAGGGGUACUCCCAGACUGAAAGAUUACAUGUGCAUUGUGACCCUGAAGAGUCAGGAUUUAAAUUUAAGUCCUGUAAACACAGAUAUGCUUGAUUGUAUUUUCAUGUGUAAUCCCGUAACACUGCAGCUGAGCACUUGCUAAAAAUGCUGGAUCAGGCAGUAACUUACAUUGCCGUUUACUAGCAUUAUGCAGCUAUUCAUAUUUUAAAAAUUUGUAGAGAUGAAAGUUUGGGAGAAUGAAUUGAUUCAGUAAAGAAGUGAUUGUAUGUAUGAAUAUACCUUGAGUAAUGAAUAAAACUGUCAUUUAAGAUGCA
This is a messenger RNA of Cygnus atratus (black swan), 4379 nucleotides long. It is a transcript of the gene RSAD2, whose product is annotated as radical S-adenosyl methionine domain containing 2. Gene Ontology annotation, molecular function: 4 iron, 4 sulfur cluster binding; catalytic activity. Gene Ontology annotation, biological process: defense response to virus; positive regulation of immune response. The record is from RefSeq and is a predicted model, not a curated record. NCBI's taxonomy places the organism in Eukaryota, Metazoa, Chordata, Aves, Anseriformes, Anatidae. The coding region runs from base 218 to 1321 and encodes 367 amino acids. Gene Ontology annotation, cellular component: lipid droplet; endoplasmic reticulum membrane; mitochondrion. The transcript has 6 exons.